This is a messenger RNA of Maylandia zebra (zebra mbuna), 1278 nucleotides long. Lineage: Eukaryota; Metazoa; Chordata; Actinopteri; Cichliformes; Cichlidae. The record is from RefSeq and is a predicted model, not a curated record.
AGUAGUGAGUAGUAGCAGAGUUCAUCAUGGAUAAAAGAAUACUUUGCUGGAUAUGUCUGCUGGCAUAUUUUCAGACAUCUUUGGCACAAACAACCACAACUGCAGCACCAACCACAACAACUACAACUGCAGCACCAGCAACCAUAACUGCAGCGCCAACCACUACAACUGCACCAACAACCACUACAACUGCAACGCUAACCGCAACUGCAGCACCAACCACACCUGCGUCACCAACAACCACUGCAGCACCAACAACCACUACAACUGCAGCACCAGCAACUAUAACUGCAGCGCCAACCACUACAACUGCACCAACAACCACUACAACUGCAACGCUAACCGCAACUGCAGCACCAACCACACCUGCGUCACCAACAACCACUGCAGCACCAACAACCACUACAACUGCAGCACCAGCAACCAUAACUGCAGCACCAACCACUACAACUGCACCAACAACCACUACAACUGCAACACUAACCGCAACUGCAGCACCAACCACACCUGCAUCACCAACAACCACUGCAGCACCAACAACCACUACAACUGCAGCACCAGCAACCAUAACUGCAGCGCCAUUCACUACAACUGCACCACCAACAACAACCACUACAGCUGCAGCACCGGCAACCAUAACUGCAACAGUAACCACAACUACUGCACCAACAACCACAACACUAACCACCACUACAACUGCAGCACCAACCACCACUACAACUAUAACACCAACCACAACUGCAGCACCGGCAACCACAACUGCAGCACCAACGAAUACAACUACAGCAACAACCACAACUGCACUACCAACCACCACUACAACUACAGCACCAACCAACACAACUACAACACCAACCAUAACUGCAGCACAAACCACUACAACUACAGCACCAACAACCACAACUGCAGCGCCAACUACUACAACUACAACUAAAACUGCAGCACAAAGCACCACAACCCCUACAGAAGGGUCAACCACCAUUCAAAUUCCAACAGGCCCACAAGCACUUGCACAUCUAAAGAUAAAGAUGACUACAUACGGGCAGGUUAGCAAUGCAACCAUCAUUGCCCUUCUUGAACAGUUUAACACCAAGGUCCUGAAUGGUAUACCCCACAUUCUCUCUGUGACAAACAUUAAAAAAGUUGGAGCAUAAAAAUUGAAUGUGGACACAAGUCAAAAAUAAAAAUAUAAAGGCAAGAAUUUAACAGUGAGUUAGUAGAUUUGUUUCAACAUGAUCCGGAGCGGCAGUUUGCCUCAGUCGCUUCAUCAUAUCCUGA